AUGAUGCAGGACUUCCUCUUUCUCUCGUCGAUCUCCCGCACAGCGAGCGAGACAGGCCGUCGGAUCGUCUCGAUGAACCUCCUUCCCCCUGCCAAUCCGACCGACAACUCCAACAACAAGCAUCAGAACCACCUCGGCAGCAACACGAGGAUGACGAACCAGCAACGUCAGCGCGAGCAGCUAUUGAAGCAAUUGCACUACCGCAAGUUCCGUGUCAUGGUGCUGCCGGACGGGAUGGCGAGGCGUAAGCUGAACCAGUCGCACUUCAUGCCCAAGGAGAAGCGGUUCGGGUUGACGGUCGAGGUCAAGUUCCCGUCUCACACUCAGUCGAAUGGAGCGACAAGCGGAGAGGAGAAGGGCAAGGCGAAGGAGAGCUGGCUGCUGCACAAGCAAGAUUCGAAUCGAAGCGUCGAGAAUGUCAUCCUGGGCGAGCUGCAACAUCGAAGUUUCCCGAACAAGAAAGAACUUUCCCGCCUCAAGUCUCAAAUGCCCUCCUCUUCGACAGCUUCGAAGACGUGGAUCAUCUCGUCCGCCGUCAUCCUUGAUCUCGGCCUCCCACUCCCAUAUUCAACCACCCAACUUCGCAAAGACGAGAAGGUUGACAGCGAGAGAGUGGUUCUGCACUCGUUUCCCAUAGACUGGGCGUUGACGGUACCCGCGUACUCAGCCAGGCUGACGAACGAGAGCACCACACGAUACCUCGACUGGUGGACACGCAAACGCAAGUGGGAGGAGGCCAAUCCUGAGUUGGCGGAGCAUCAGAAGCAGGAAGGUCAAGAAGGGACGCGAAACUGGACGGGAAAGACGGAUGAGUUACCGAGGGGACAUGGAGGUGAUGAUGGAUGGGGCGCGAAGAGGGGACGAGGGCAACGAGGAGGAUGGCAGAAUGGUCACAACGGAUCUAGGAGAGAUUCUGGCUGGCAAGGCCACGGGGAUGUGAGGGCAGAAGCGAACCCGGCGGAGCUGAACGCAGACGCACCUCAGACCGAGACCAACAACGCAGCUUCGUCUACGCCGUCAUCUUUCGCCGAGCAACAGCCCAUCGAAUCAGCAGCGGGACCUUCGCAAGGCAUCAUCUCGAACAGCCUCCUCUCGCUUCUCAGCCAGCGACUCGGCCGCAGCGCCCAGCCUACCGACUCAGGUCCGUCGGCUCAGCCCCAGACUACACUCGCGGAACCGACCUCUCCGCCGUCGCCACCGCCAGCAUCAGCUACGGCAGAGGAGACCACCGCACAAUCCAUCCUCGCGCACCUCACCAAUCCAUCGCACACCACCCUCGCAUGGCUCCUCCAGACCCUGCCGGAGGGGUACAGCGUUGUGGAGUUCCCCGAGCUGCGCGUCAUCGCUGCAGACCAGCUGGCCACUUCAGAGAUCGUACCGCUUGUAGGAGAGGGCGUGACCGCUGACGACGAGCCGAAAGCCGCCGUCGAGGAGAAGUCGACCGUAAAGCAGGAGGCCAAGGAGGUGUCGACGGUCACCAUACUCCCCGCAUCAGGCGCACUCGGCUCACUGGGCGGCCUAUUGGCGGGCUACGAGAGCGAUUCCGAAGACGGCGAUGACACCGAUGCGCAGCCCGCACCAACCGAAGUGGUGCAAGACGAGGGAGACACGCAGGCGGCAUCGCUCGCAUCGCUUGCCCAGCAGCACGGGUUUCAUAGCUCCAAUUCCACCUGA
This is a messenger RNA of Kalmanozyma brasiliensis GHG001, 1674 nucleotides long. RefSeq lists its product as uncharacterized. The transcript has a single exon. Bases 1 to 1674 code for a protein of 557 amino acids. Gene Ontology annotation, cellular component: nucleus; pre-snoRNP complex. Gene Ontology annotation, biological process: snoRNA localization; maturation of LSU-rRNA from tricistronic rRNA transcript (SSU-rRNA, 5.8S rRNA, LSU-rRNA); box C/D snoRNP assembly. The record is from RefSeq and is a predicted model, not a curated record. NCBI's taxonomy places the organism in Eukaryota, Fungi, Basidiomycota, Ustilaginomycetes, Ustilaginales.